Molecule: messenger RNA, 1420 nt
Organism: Sinocyclocheilus rhinocerous
Lineage: Eukaryota; Metazoa; Chordata; Actinopteri; Cypriniformes; Cyprinidae
Product: gastrula zinc finger protein XlCGF8.2DB-like
Exons: 2
Coding region: 82-1131 (349 amino acids)
Biological process (GO): regulation of transcription by RNA polymerase II
Cellular component (GO): nucleus
Molecular function (GO): DNA-binding transcription factor activity, RNA polymerase II-specific
Source: RefSeq, a predicted model, not a curated record
UUUAUUAAAGAGGAGAGUGAAGACGUGAAGAUUGAAGAAACAUUCAGAGUCAAACAUGAAGAUACUGAGAAACAAACAAAGAUGGUGUUUAUUAAAGAAGAGAGUGAAGACAUUAAGAGUGAAGAAACAUUCAGAAUCAAACAUGAAGAUACUGAGGAACAAACAGACCUGAUGGCAUUGAAAGAGGAGAGUGAAGUACUGAAUGAAAUGGAAGAGAAAGAUCAUGAUUUCAUAAAUGGAGAAAAAUCUUUUAGUUGUUCACAGACUGAAAAGACUUCCUCAAGAAAAAGGGCUCAAAAGACAGGAAGAAGAUGUUAUUUCACCUGCCAACAGUGUGGAAAGAGUUUCAGUCAAACAGAAAGUAUUAAAAGACACAUGAGAAUUCACACAAGAGAGAAGCCUUAUGUCUGCCAACAAUGUGGAAAGCAUUUCAGUCAAAGAAUAAGUCUUAAAAGACACAUUAGAAUUCACACUGGAGAGAAGCCGUACACAUGCCAACAGUGUGGAAAGAAUUUCUCUCAGCUUGGAAACCUUGGAGCCCACAUGAGUGUUCACACUGGAGAGAAGCCUUACAAAUGCCAACAGUGUGGAAGAAGUUUCAACCGGAAAGGUAACCUUCAUUGCCACAUGACCGUUCACACUGGAGAGAGCCUUUUCACCUGCCAACAGUGUGGAAUAAGUUUCACUCAAAAAGGAAGCCUUAACAGACACAUGAGAAUUCACUAUGGAGAGCAGCCUUACACCUGUUCUCUUGAUCAACAUGAAAACCUUGUAGUCCACAUGAGAACUCAUAGAGAGAAACCCUACACAUGCUCUGAGUGUGGAAAGAGUUUCUGUCAAAAACGACCCUUUGAAGACCACAUGAGAAUUCACUCUGGAGAGCAACCCUACACAUGCCCUCAGUGUGGAAAGAGUUUCAAUCAUAUGCGACACUUUGAAGACCACAUAAGAAUUCACACUGGAGAGAAGCCUUUCACCUGCCAACAAUGUGGAAGAAGUUUCAACCGAAAAGGAAGCCAUAACAGGCACAUGAGAAUUCACACUGGAGAGAAGCCAUUUACAUGUGGUCACUGCGGAAAGAGUUUCAGGUAUAAAACAGGCCUUAAGUCCCACAUGAGUUUUCACAUAUGAGAGAACUGUAUUUAUGUCAUCAGUGUGACAUGGAGUCAUGUAAUGACACCAGAGAGAAGCCUUUGCUGUGCCAUCACUGUGGAAAGACUUGCAGAAAAAAGACAAUCUUGAGGUUCACAGAAGCACGCCUGAUAUAGUUCAAAAUACCUGAGCAGCGGAUUUAGGCCUUGUUUACACCUGGGUUUAAAAUGUGUUUUGUUUGAUCGCAUCACAAAUAGGCAGUCUCCAUAGCACCAUCCCUUUUGUCCACUUUCGACCACUUCUGUCAUUUUUUCAAGGGGAGGGUCAA